Molecule: messenger RNA, 1842 nt
Organism: Populus nigra (black poplar)
Lineage: Eukaryota; Viridiplantae; Streptophyta; Magnoliopsida; Malpighiales; Salicaceae
Product: cysteine-rich receptor-like protein kinase 46
Exons: 9
Coding region: 1-1842 (613 amino acids)
Biological process (GO): protein phosphorylation
Molecular function (GO): ATP binding; protein kinase activity
Source: RefSeq, a predicted model, not a curated record
AUGGCAUUUUCAAUCAAUCUGUCCCAUGCAGACCCGAGAACAGACCUUGUUAUACGUACGUGUGGCAAAGUGCGCGUUCAAAAUGUGUCAAACUACUUCAAGUACUAUUCAAGCAUCACAGAUUACAUGCAAGAUGAGAUUUAUCGCAACAAGUUUGCAUUUAAGGAUACAGGAGAGCCGCCAGAUCGGUUGUAUGUGCUUGCCCAAUGCAUGGAUGAUCUAACUAACGAUGAAUGUGCUAUGUGUUUCUCGCAAAUUAGUACUCUCAUCCCCAGUUGCUUUCCUAGCACCGGUGGUCGCGUUUAUUUUGAUGGUUGCUUUAUUAGGGCUGAGAAUUAUAGUUUCUAUCGUGAAGCUCUUGCCCCUGAAGAUACGAAGGUUCAAACCCUAAGAGGUUUGGAUUGGGAUUCAGAGAUGGGGAAAGGCUUCGUCUUUGUGUUGCUCAUGAGAUGCAGUGGCAUUGUAAACAAGGGGCAAGAAUUUAGCGUUGCAGUAAAGGAAGUGCUGAGUAAGAUGUUAUUGAAGGCUCCGAGUUUCCGAGGCUUUGCUUCCAAGCAUGAGACUUCAAAUGGCAUAUCUGCCUAUGGGAUGGCUAACUGCUGGAAGAUCUUGGACCAUGAUUUGUGUUCCAUUUGCCUGUCAGAGGCGGUUGCAUCUGCCUUAUCAUGCAUUCCAUCUACGGAGGCUCGUGUGCUUAAUGCUGGCUGCUUUCUACGCUAUUCUGAUGCUUCAUUUGCCAAUGAUUCUAAUGGUGAAUACUCCAAAGCGAUAGGUAUUGGUGUUUGUGUGGGUAAACUUACCUAUAGAAGAAAGAUCCGUCUCAAGCAAUCGAAAGAGACGGAGGACUUGUUAUUAGAGGAGAGGGUGCAGUACAUGCAGUUCAAGUACGCGACACUUGACACAGCAACUGAAAGUUUCAGUGAAGCUAAUAGGUUAGGAUGUGGAGGAUUUGGUGAAGUAUUUAAGGGAACCUUACCAGACGGUAGAGAAAUUGCAAUAAAGCGAUUAUAUAUUAGUAGGAAAUUUCGAGUACAAGAGAUUCGUAAUGAAAUGGAAAUUAUUGGUAGAGCACAACACAAGAACUUGGUUCGAUUCCUCGGUUGCUGCUUCACCAGCGUUGACAGCUUCCUUGUCUAUGAAUACCUAGCAAACAGAAGCCUGGAUCUCAUUUUAUUUGAUCCGGCAAAGAAGAAAGAACUUGAUUGGAAAAGGAGAUUUCUAAUUAUCGAAGGAACAGCUGAAGGUUUGGAGUACCUCCACAAGUAUUCUCAAGUGCGGAUCAUUCAUAGAGACAUCAAAGCAAGUAAUGUCUUACUAGACUUGAGACAUCGACCAAAAAUCUCAGAUUUUGGACUAGCAAGAUUUUAUUCCUGUGACCAAUCCCUCGUCAACACUGCCAUUGCUGGAACACUGGGGUACAUGGCUCCAGAAUACAUUGCCAAGGGAAGGUUAACUGAGAAGGUGGAUGUCUAUAGCUUUGGAGUUCUCGUCAUCGAAAUGAUUACUGGAGUACAAAACAACAAAUAUCAAUCCGAGAAAACAUAUGAAACUCUAGUUACCUGUGCAUGGAAGCAUUUCCAAUCAAACACGGUACAAGAGAUCAUUGAUACAAGUAUGACGAUUGAAGAUGCUGAAGACAUCGAAAGAGUUGUUCAGAUUGGUCUCUUAUGUACUCAAGAGUCACCAAAUUUGCGGCCAACGACGACAGAAGUAGUUCAAAUGCUUAGGAAAAAGGAUGUUGAAUUGAGUUCACCAUCCAAGCCUCCUUUCACAGAUGAACUUAUGGAAUUACAUUAUUUAGGCAGCUUGGACCAACAACACCCUUCUACCUUUGGUUUGUGA